AUGCACCAAGGAGAGACUCAUUUCAAGCUCUACUCCUCCCCUGCUUCACAAUGGGCAGGUGUACCUCUGCUCGGCCUCGUGGAGAAGGGCUACAAUGAAAAAGAGUAUGAAGUUGAAAAUAUUGAUCUGAUGGGUGCCGGAAAUUUCCAUCCCGACUAUGUCCAGAUCAAUCGAAACGGGACUAUCCCCUCCUUGACGAGCGCUUCGCUUGAACAGCCUCUCAUCGAAAGUGCGGACAUCCUUGUUUAUCUCAACGACUCUCGACCAUCCGGCUUGGACCUGGCAGCCAAGGAUGAUGCCACGGCUCGUGCGGUCAAGCAGCUCGUCGACCUCGUCCACAGUCCUGAAGUUAGCACCAAUAUCAUUCUCCUGAUGGCCCGCGACGCCGAGGAGAUGCAGGCCAAGCAGAACGGUCCGUUCAACGACUUCCUCCGCAAACGCCAGGAUACGCUGGAGAAGUACCACAAAGAAAUCCCCGACAGCGACUUCUACUCUGCGCGUCGCCACAUGAAUGGUGCGAUUUAUCACCAUUACGUCUCCUCCGAUGGCCACUCGGAGUUCUUCCAGCAGAGCCAGGACGCUUACCGCGGUUUCGCAGCCGGUAUGGACAAGCUGGAGUCUCUCAUUGUUCUGCCCUAUGCGGCGGGGUCCAAGUUGACGUUUGCGGAUCUCCACAUUGUGCCAUGGCUGGCUCAUGCUAUGUUCGGUGCGGGCGCUAAAGAGUUGGACGACUUUGGCAGCUUGGAGGAUCUGAUCCGGAAGACGGUGCCUGAUUUCAAGGUCGGUCCUAAGACGAGGGAGUGGUGGGGUCAUAUGAUGAAGCGGGAGUCGUUCAAGAAGGUAUAUCCCUUCCUGCAUUGA
Cladophialophora yegresii CBS 114405 is the source of this 861-nucleotide messenger RNA. RefSeq lists its product as uncharacterized. The record is from RefSeq and is a predicted model, not a curated record. Lineage: Eukaryota; Fungi; Ascomycota; Eurotiomycetes; Chaetothyriales; Herpotrichiellaceae. The coding region runs from base 1 to 861 and encodes 286 amino acids. Gene Ontology annotation, cellular component: cytoplasm. The transcript is spliced from 2 exons.